Molecule: messenger RNA, 300 nt
Organism: Teleopsis dalmanni
Lineage: Eukaryota; Metazoa; Arthropoda; Insecta; Diptera; Diopsidae
Exons: 1
Coding region: 28-300 (90 amino acids)
Source: RefSeq, a predicted model, not a curated record
CAAUAACAAUAAUAAAUAUAAUACAAAAUGUCACGUGAAAAUUCGCCACGCCACAGUAUACGACGUCGAGACCAAACGCAUAAUCAUCAACAACCACCCAUAAUGGAACAUGCGGAACGUGGAAAUGCAGCAAAUGCUGGUGGGGCUCAUUCCAGUUCCGCUUCAAAUAUAACCACAGCCAUUUCUGAAGAUGGCGAAAAUCCAAUUUUGCCACCAUUAAGCGGAUCGGGACCAAGUAGGCAACGUUCAUUGCGUGAUCGCUUAAAGGAUGGCAUAACAGGAAGUUUUUCAUGGCAGUAA